Coturnix japonica (Japanese quail) is the source of this 5818-nucleotide messenger RNA. It is a transcript of the gene TMEM179, whose product is annotated as transmembrane protein 179. Lineage: Eukaryota; Metazoa; Chordata; Aves; Galliformes; Phasianidae. The record is from RefSeq and is a predicted model, not a curated record.
CAUCCUUCCUCCCCCCUCCUCCCCGCAUCACUCCCCCUCAGCAUCCUCCUUCCUGCAUCCCUCCUUCCUGCAUCUCUCCUUCCUGCAUCCCUCCCUCUGCCAUCCCUCCCUCCAUCCCUCCCUCUGCCUGUGAGUAGCUGCAGACAUGGCUCUUAGCAAUUUCCUCUUUGCUCAGUGCAUCUGCUACUUCCUGGCCUUCCUCUUCAGCUUCAUCGUGGUGGUGCCGCUAUCUGAGAAUGGCAAUGACUUCCACGGCCGAUGCCUGCUCUUCACCGAGGGCAUGUGGCUCAAUGCCAACCUCACCGUGGAGCGGCAGCGCUUCACCGUGCAGGAGUGGGGGCCCGAGGCUGCCUGCCGCUUCAGCAUCUUCACCGGGCUCCUCUCUCUGCUCCUGGCUACAGUGCAGGCCUGGCGGACCCUCUUCUUCCUCUGCAAAGGGCAUGAGGACUCUUUCUUUUAUGCCUUCCUGAAUCUGCUGAUCAGCGCCUUUGUGGUGUUUAUCACGUUUAUUGCUAGCACUAUAGUGAGUGUAGGAUUUAACAUGUGGUGUGAUGCAAUUACUGAAAAAGGAAGCAUGCCAAAUAGCUGUGAAGAACUGCAGGAUAUAGAUCUUGAACUGAACUUAGAAAACUCUGCUUUCUAUGACCAGUUUGCUAUUGCACAGUUUGGUCUGUGGGCUGCCUGGCUGACUUGGCUGGGAAUCACCAUUCUGGCUUUCCUGAAAGUCUAUCACAACUACAGACAAGAGGACCUGCUUGAUAGCCUGAUCCAUGAGAAGGAGUUGUUGUUAGGAAGAUCCUCUUCACGAACCUCUUUGCAAGAUGAGAAAAGUGCCAUGAUUUAAAGUGUAAGCAAAUUUCCAGGGCAGGAUCUAGAAUUUAUUAUUCAGUAGAUGAUGUUGAGUCAGAGUAUUGAGUGUGUGAGAUCUUUUCUUUCCCGAAUAAAGAUAUACUUGUCAAUCACUCACUUCCUCACUGAAAAAUUCUUGGCAGAAGUAUUAAUGUUAGGAUACAGAGAACAAACUGCCACGUGUGCCUUUGGCGCAGCAAAUUUUCUGUCCUGCACAGGCAAGGAGCAGCAUGGUCUGUAAUCUGCUGUUGCUAGCAGUGCUCCUGUAUACUAUUGAUUGCCCCUUAUGGGGCAAUAACCAUUUUUGAGGACCAUGCUGGCAAAAGCAGGCAACAGAGUCUAGGCUAUUCCUCCAAACUAUUCUGCAACAAUACCUAUAGAUGCAGCUGUUAGGCCCUCUUUCCUUUUGAUAGUAAAUCUGACCCAUUCUCACUUUAUUCUGAGCGAUUGCAGCUCUGGUCCAGGUCCAGGCUCUUGCUGUCUCUGUUUUUGCUAUGUGUGGACACUGUGCUAUUGCUCUUGCUCUGAUUUUCAGUUUGCUUGGCACAUAAGAUGUAUGUUCCAGAUUAUAUUUAUUAUUAGACAGUUUUAAUGAAUUUCAUGGAACCACAAUAUUAUUACUGUCUGUUAAAAGCUGCGUGUCAUUUAAAGGGAUGAUGGUGGUGAUGGGUUGAUGGUUGGACUUAGUGAUCUUAGAGAGUUCUUCCAACCUUAAUGAUUUCAAGAAUGUUUGUAUUUUUGUUUCUUCUUAGAUUUUUGGCAUGAUCAUCAUUUAUUAUGGCUUCUUGAAGUGUAGUUUAGCUAGCAAUUCCUGAAGCUUGCAUACCAAGAAAUUACGCAGUAUUCAUAGGAUUAAUACUCGUGCAUUUGUAAAUGUAACUUGGUCCCUAAUAUUGUAUGCUAUUCAGUUCUGAGUAUUACAGUUUACUUGUGAAAUUUAUUUCAAAUAGAGUACGCAAAAUUACCGUAAGCAUUUGCAUUGUAGGUAUUCUCUAUGCAUCUAUCAACAUAGCAAGGAGCGUGAACAGCUGAGUUACUGCAUAGGUAGCUCAGUGCUGAAUGGGCCCGUUAUCCCCACUCUCAGGCAGAAGUUCCAGAACUGCCAAAUUUUGUUGUGGAAAGGGAGAACUGUUACUUUCACAAAGCUCACUAGUGAUGCUGUUGCUGCUUUCAGUUUUGCUUGGCCAGCACUUUAAUGAAUGAGGUGGAUGAGAAGUAGUUCCCAUGAUUAAGCAGAAUGACUCAGGUGAAUGUUCAAUUUGCAAGGUAUGCAGAGAAGACUCUCAUUCAGCAGAAAACUUCAGCAAGUAGUUAUGUUCUAAGAGUAUCCUGAUGCUGCCUAUGGCAGCUGAGCUUGAGUUGACACUGAAUUUAUUGCAACGCAGGUGCAGAUCAUGUCCAUCUAUACUGCCUAGUAAAUAGGCCUGGGGAGAAGACAACAGACUUCUACUAUUUACUGUAGUCUUCUGAGACUGUCUGGUACUUAAACUUAAGUACCCGUUUAAGUGACUGAAACAGAACUUGAAGUCAUAACAAAACCUGUCAUUUGUAAGCAUUUUAGGGCAUAACAUCUAACAGAACCUUUAACAACCAAAUUGUUCUCAUAGGUUUAGGGAAAAAAAAAAGCAAACAGUCAGGGGUGUGAAGCAGCAAGCUGGCCCUGAGAAUGUCAUUUAUAUAUCUAGCUGGCCACAGCUGUCUGUAGAGAAAUCAUGUUUUUCAGUGAGGUUUCCACUCCCAAAAGAAUGUAUGUUCCUUUAUAGCUUUACAGAAGUGGCUUAUUUAUUUAUUUAUUUAUUUAGGCAGUUGUGAAGUUCCUAAAAGAAGGAAACAGAGCGCAGGUUAGCCAAUACCAGUUUAAAAUUAAAAGACAGUGGAUACUGGAGUUUUUUUCUUCCAGUUGGUCUGUAGCAUAAUUACUAAAUCGUGGCUUGAAACAGUGAUUAAGCACCUGGUGGGAAGGCAGGGCCAACCCAAGGGAGCUCAGGUGCAUGUAAUGUAAUGUAGGGGUCCACCCCUACCCAGACCUCAUUUAAGGGCUGGCAGUGGAGGGGUGAAUUUCUUGUUGGAGUUCUCUGUGUACCUGAGUCCUUCUGUAGGUAAGCAGGUUCUUUCCUUCAUUUAUUUAUUUUGUCUAGGAACUUGCUGUGCUGUUGUCAUUACAUGUUCUAUUAUGUUACAUUAUGCUUAUAGGUAAAACUGUUGUUGAAGGAAGCCCCUGGGCAGGUGAGAAACUCUCUGAGUCAAGAGGUGGAAGGGUGCAGUUAUUGGGCCUGAUUUAGCUUUUUUGAUUGCAUUUAGCUUUCUGCAGACUCCUCUAUAAAAUCUUGGACACUUGAGUCAGCAACUGAAAAUGUAUUAGAAUAUCAACAUCCUUUAUAUCUUCCCAUCUAUGUGUAGAAGGCCUCUUUCACAUGCAACUCUCUCAUACUAUUUUAACCCCUGUUUUUAGUCAUUCUUUGCCAAACAGUGCAAUUUAGGAUUUUGCAUUAGUCAAAUAUUGCUUUUUUGUGGCAUUUCAGUGCUUUCUCUAUUUUGCUAUCCAAAAGGAGGUGUCUGGGAACACUCUACCAAGAGGUGUAUUUAAAGAACUAGAGCUUUGUGUGGUAUUUAUGUAUAUAAUAACAUGGUAGAAGGGGGGGGGGGGGAAAUCUUUGUGACAUUUAUUCAUGCAGCCCACCUGUUGCUGCCCAUAGCAGAGCUGGGGUGUUUGUGUGCUGCUGUAGUUUACUUGCUGUGUUUCCCAUGAUGAUUGAAGCUAUAGUAAGAGAGUCUUAAUUUCAACUUGUGUAAAUUGCUGGUGAGACAGAGUGAAUCUUAGAUAAUGACAGACAAAUGGAUACAGCUUCUGAGACGCUGGAGUGUUGCCACACAAGUAUCCUAUUAUAUUGGAUAUAUUCUCCAUGUUCUGGUUACCAUCUGUGUUUAAUUUCCCUGCUAGCAGUGCAUGUUGGGUUAGAAAAAUCUGAGCUGCAACAUGUUGGCUGAGCUUUUAGCUCAGUCUUGGUUGUUAUUGUUAUUAUAAUGGAGAAAUAAUUGAGGCCAAUUUUUUUGAAUGGGCACAAAUGACCACAACAUUCUGUCUUGCUAAUUCAUGAGGCAUCUUUCAGCUGUGACUUUCAGUAGGAAUCACAAAGAGCAGACCCUGAUGAUUUACCUCAAGAGCUGAAGGAUGCGUGAGCUAUGGUAGUGUUUCUGUGGUCCCUUAGAAAAAUGGUUAUUGUAAUAAAUGGUGAUGGAUGCUUGAAUAGAUAGAUCUUGUUCAUGGAAGCAUUCAGUGUCAGGAGAUAGUGUAUGUACAGUGUACACAGACAAAUGGCACAAACAAUUCUGUUGCUCUACUGUGAUAUGAAUAUGUGCAGAUAUUGCAUUGUGCUUCUUAGUGUUGGAGUCUGUGCAGUAACACCUGGGUUAUGAUACCUGGAUGUGAAUAGGAUGUGAGCAGAGUGGCCAGUGCACAAUCUUUGAAGGGGUGAAAUUUGUUUCUAAGGGGGUUUUGAGAGGUUUUAACUCCUCCCCAGUCUCUGGAUAAUGUUCUGAUGUUACGCUGUACUAGUUCUGGUAAGAACAAAGUCAAAUUUCCUCUAAGACCAUCCCUCACCUACAUAAAACACUAAUGGUUUAAUAUAUGUAGCAUUAAGGAUGGAAGUAGAGCUUCAGAGAACAAGAGCAUACAGUGCAUGAUAUUAAUGCUUUAGCAAAAGACCUCUUUCUCUAAGAUUCAGGAGUUUUGCACUGUAGGCUCCUAGAAAAACUGGUGACUUGGCAUGGACGUAGUCCUGUUAUUAAUUCCUGUGCAUUUUAAAUACAAAUGUGUAGGCAGCAAACAGAGCAUAUCAUGAUAGGAGUCUCACCCCUUCUUUUGCCAAAGGAUGCUAUUCUGGAAUACAGCACUGGCUUAGGACAGCCAGGAUGUUUUUUUGGGACCAGUCAUUCUUUUUGGAACAAAAGAUCAGUUGGCAAAAGUGAAGACGUCUCAGAUACAGUCCUGUAGCAAUUGAAAUCUAGAUGGGAGAAAUAAUUUGGAAACACAUUUUCUUCUCUGAAGAAGCUCAAGCAGAUCUUCGAUGUAGCAUAUUGCCACCAAUGCAAAUGGUGGGUGAAAAUGCCCUUUACUGUGAUGUUUUGCUGAAAUAGAGGGCUGUGCUGGACAAGCUGAUUUGUGUUCUGAGUUCUUGUUUGCUUUGGGGAUCAGAAAUAUUCUAUCCUUAAGCUUAAGGAAUCAGGGAGGAUAAUGUAUUUUUUUUUUCCUGACUAUUUCCACACCUACAUUCUACAAGAAAGUGCUCACAUAGCUUCAUAAGCACUGAAGUGGUAUUAGAAUUGUUUCUUAUCCUAACCCCCUGAAGUGUAUGUUUGUAUUUUUGUUCUUGACAAUGAACAGAUAUAAACCUAAGAGUUCUUAUGAUAUUUCUCUUUUUCAAGUGACAGCAUUCCACUCUACUUCUGAAUAGAACAGCUGCAUGAAAUGCAGCACUUGGAAGCCUUCCUGGCAUAGAAGGGAAGAAAGCAACUGCAUUCUCUCAAUGUGUUUUUUGUUUCUGAGAGAUUAGACAGCAAUUUACUUAAUAUAUAGCUUAUAUUAAGGUAGGGAUAUAAUUGAUAGUAUCUUUCCAUUCUAUUACUGGGAGGAGUAUUUAAAUAACCACACUUCUUUUUUUCUUUUGUCCAUGCCAAAGAGUAGAAUUGAACUGAUACUGCAAACAUAGUUUAAUAUGAAUGUAUUCACCUGAGUGCUUAAACCUUUCUACCUCUCAUAGCUGCUAUAAUUGCUUGACGUGAUAUUUGGUUCUUUUGGCUGUUACAUGCAAUGUCUGAUUUAGGACUCACCUGUUACUGACUUCCUUGGAUUUAAUGUAUUUUUAAGUUCAGUUCUUAAAAAAAAUGGACAUAAAAUCCUAAGAAGGGCAGUGAAAUUAGCUGUUUUGAUUAGUUAAAUAAUUUGCUUUUAUUCUUUUCACCAAAAAAA